This is a messenger RNA of Symbiodinium sp. CCMP2592, 3006 nucleotides long. The record is from the annotation of a GenBank genome assembly. NCBI's taxonomy places the organism in Eukaryota, Dinophyceae, Suessiales, Symbiodiniaceae.
AUGUGCCGUCACCGCACACGGUAUCUGUUGCAGAGCAUUGCCUUGCACCGUUCUUUUCAUGCUCAAAAGCAAAGCCAUACGGAUCACAGCAGGGCUUACAGGCCGCCUGCUGACAUGGGCGAGGACGCCAUGGACACGGCCGAGGGCGGCAAAGAUGCGCCAGCUGAAGCAGCACCAGCCGAAGAGACGGCUGGAGAGGCCAAAGAUGCUGCUGACAUGGAAGGGCAGGACGAGGAUGCCCCGGGUGACGCACCACCUGCCGAGACUGCAGAGGGUGAUGGCGACGGGCCGAAGGACGAGGAAGACCAAGCCAUGGAGCCAAACGAAGAGAAUGGAAUGGAGGAAGCAGUGAAGAAAGAAGGCGACGGAGAUGCCGAAGCUGAAGGCGAAGAGGGCAAAGACGAUGUCAAGGAAGAAGAGGACGAAGGCAACGUAGAGAAAGUUGACAAGCUCAGCAUGUCCUUGGACGACUUGAUUGAUGCCGACCGUCGUGCGACGAAGGGCGGCGGUAAAGGCCGCUGGGGCAACGGCGGAAGACAGGGCAACUGGAAGUCAAGUUGGUCCAAAGACGACAACUGGAAGGACAAGAGCGACUCACAGGAUUGGAAGAGUGCGUCCAAGACCGACGACUGGAAGGACAGCAACUGGAAGAAGAAGGACGACUGGAAGGACUCCGAUAAGUGGGGCUCGGGAUCCAAAGCUGCGGAUUGGAAGAAGGACGGAAAUGACUGGUCAAGCGAUUGGAAGAAGGGCAGCGAUUCUUAUGGCGGUGGAGGUGGGAAGUCGUACAGUUGGGCCGGAUCCGGAGGCAAAACGUGGGACAAAACUUCCUCGUAUGACAAGUCCUACGACAGCAAGUCGUACGACAAGUCUUACGACAAGUAUGACAAGUCGUACGACAAGUCAUACGACAAGUACGACAAGUCUUAUGGCACGUCUUACGACAAGUCGUAUGACAAGUCCUACGACAAAUCCUACGACAAGGGCGGCUACGGCGGAGGGAAAUACGACAAGUACGAUGACAAGUACGGAAAAAGCUAUGACCAGGGGGGAAAAUCCUCCUAUGGUGGAAGGGGCGAUGACGAUAGAUACGGCCGGGGUGGCGGAUAUGGGGGCAAGGACUAUGACGAUUAUGGCCGUGGUGGUGACCGUCGAGGAGACCCAGAGCCACGCGACCGAGAUCGCAGAAGGAAUGAUGAUCCGCCAGCGGAUGACGACAGAGGCCGAGGCCCUCCUCCCAGGGGCUGCACUAUCGUAGUGUCGAACUUGCAGGGCCUUCGGAUCAACCGCCGGGACCUCGAAGCGGCCUUUAAUCCCGUCGGCCGGGUCAUGAGUGCCUCGGUGGGUGGCGACGUGGCCACCAUCACCUUUAGAGAGCCGCGACAUGCGUCGGACGCAGUGCGCCGCUUCCACGGUGGCCAGUUGAAUGACCGGACCAUCGAUGUUUACCUUGAGGGCGAGGAACCUCCUAGGAGACGGACUUCAGAUGCCCGAGGAGCCCCUCCGCCCGCCUCGGGUGCCAGCCGGAGAAGUAGAAGCCCCAGGCCAACUGGUGGAGGAGGAUACAGAGAUGCCCCUCCGCGCAGUGGAGCUGCCAAUGCUUCUUCUCGUCGUACAGACCCUCCUUCCCGUACGAGGACGGAAGGCAAUGGAAACCGCGGAGCCGCGCGGGAUCCGCUGCUUGGCAUAGUUUCGCACGUUUGCCUAGACUCAGCGCAUGCCGCCUGCGAGCCACAGGCCUCGUCGAUCCAGCGGAUCGCCGUCCGCGACGUCGAACACCGUCCCCUCCAAGGCUGUAUCCAACAGCUAGACGAGAAGAAAAGUGUGGCGGACAGGGGCAGCCAACAGGAUGAGGGAGAUGGCGAGCUAGCCGUUGCGGAAUCUGCGACGAACCCGGCAACAAAGCGAGGGCGACUUUCUGGUGCCGCUGCUACAGGUCCGGAGCAUGUCACGUACCGGUUGCAGGGAGGACUGCGGCAUGUGGAGCCAUACGACUUUGACUUCACAACACAUGUCAAGCAGCGUUGGAUAGGCAGGACGCUGCUCGAGGUGUGCGCUUGCGAGUUUGUGGCUUUUCCGCGAGACUACUACGAGGCUUCCAUUGAGGCUGGGCGAGUCACCGUGGAUGGGAAGGCAGUGAAGUCCGGACAUGUCCUCCGCGAUGGCCAGCGCAUUGUGCACCGUGCCGUGCGCUGUCGCGAGAACCCAGUCCUCGAUCGUGGCCCGAUCAAGGUGGUGGAAGAGACGAAGGCACUUCUCGUCGUGAGCAAGCCCAGCUCUCUCCCUAUCCACCCUUGUGGGAGCUACCGCUUUAACUCCCUGAUCGCCAUUUUGCGCAACCAGGGCACUGUGGAGGCAGAUGCAGCUUUGCACACGACCCACCGUUUGGAUCGCUUGACGAGUGGUCUCGUCUUGUUGGCCAAGACCAAAGAAGCAGCUCGGAGAGUUGGCACUUGGUUUGCUGCCAACCAGAUACGGAAGACCUACCUCGCUCGGGUGCGCGGCUGCUUCGAGCAACUCCUGAAAGGCGACUUGCCUGUUGGAGCUACCCGCAGGGAUGAGCGCAUCCAUGUGGCGGGUUACAUCCGCUGCAUUGAUCGCAAGGUCGGUAAGUACGAGUUCUCCGGCGAGGCGCCUCUGCCGGGCGAAGACGCCAAGGAUGCCGCCACGGAGUUCGAGUUCGUAGGGAUGGCCUCUGAGGAUGAAUCCAUCGUCCGUUGCUAUCCAGCAACGGGAAGGACGCAUCAGAUCAGAGUUCAUUUGCUUCAUCUUGGAUUUCCCAUCGCGAAUGAUAGCUGCUAUGGCGGUGAGCUUCGAAACGACUCCACCUUGCCGUUGAUUCCGCACAUUCGACAGGAGGCCAACGAGAGCUCUCGCUCCGGUGAGGAGGCUACGAUGCAUCCGAGUGGCAUCUUUCUCCAUGCCCUGACUUAUGCGCUGCCAGAUGGCGUUGCAUUCACCUCCCAGGCACCGGACUGGGCGACGGCCCGGGCGAGGACCGUCUGA